AUGCUCCCCCCAAGCUCCUUCCCUUUCUUCCCCCUCAUCUGCCUCAUCCUCUCCUUCAUCUUCUGCCUCUACCGCCUCCAAACCCCCAUCCUCACCUACUACCGCCGCCGCCGGCAUCACCAACGCCAACACAACCUAACCCAAGACCACUAUCUCCCCCUCGCAAUCGACGAUUCCCACCGAGACAGUCUUACCUCCUCGCAAUCCCACAACACACAGAUCACGGCCCACCACCCGGAGGAGCUCCGAGCCCUUCCCGACUCCGUUCCCCCCGCUACACCCUUGAGUAGAUACUUCGAUCCGCAGACCGCGCUACUCUAUGGACAUGUCUUUGAGCGGAGGACGGUCCCGCCUUCGCCGCGGUGGGAGCGUGAGAUGGAGUUUAGGGGGCGUGGUGGCGAGCAGGGGAUGGGCUCGUGGUUUGAGCGGGGGGUCGAAUGCGUGGUGAGGUAUUAUGAGGAGUUGGCUUGGGGGCGUUGA
Messenger RNA from Aspergillus homomorphus CBS 101889, 480 nucleotides. RefSeq lists its product as uncharacterized. NCBI's taxonomy places the organism in Eukaryota, Fungi, Ascomycota, Eurotiomycetes, Eurotiales, Aspergillaceae. The record is from RefSeq and is a predicted model, not a curated record. Bases 1 to 480 code for a protein of 159 amino acids. The transcript is spliced from 2 exons.